Messenger RNA from Cylicostephanus goldi, 919 nucleotides. The record is from the annotation of a GenBank genome assembly. Lineage: Eukaryota; Metazoa; Nematoda; Chromadorea; Rhabditida; Strongylidae.
GUCGUCCAUUCAAAGUACGAUUCUGAUUAUGAAGGGACCAAUGGUGGAUCAAAAACAAAGCGACGCUUUAAGGAGAUACGCUUUUAAUAAAAAGAGUAUUUCAAUGGUUCUAGAAUACCAAGCAACGUAUUAUAGUUUCAGGGCGCUAAUAGGAAUUAUGCCAUACUUAGACUGGGGCAUGGUGACCAUAACAGUUUUUUCUUGCAUAUCUAUGCUGUUCGAAAGUCCCUGGCCAACUACUGGUGAAAACCUUGUGAUGAACAAUCUUUACUUACAGAUCGGAGAUUACGUGUUUGUUAUAACGAUGACAUUUGAACUGCUGCUGAAAAUAAUUGCAAACGGUCUGUUCUUUACUCCAAAGGCGGUUAUUAGCGAUGUUGGAGGAGUCAUGACCAUGUUCAUUUACUUUACCAGCCUCGCUUUCCUAAUAUGGAUGCCGCAUCAUGUUGAAAUCAACUCAUUUGCUCAACUAUUGAUGAUAUUUCGAGCGAUGAGGCCUCUUCGGAUUUACACGCUUGUACCACAUAUCAGAAGAGUUGUACUGGAGUUUUUCCGCGGGUUCAAGGAAAUUUUACUGGUAACAAUCUUGAUGAUUGUCGUUAUGUUUAUAUUUGCAAGUUUUGGUGUACAAAUUGUUGGAGGAAAAUUAGCUGCUUGUAAUGACCCAACUGUCUUGUCAAGGGAAAAUUGUACGGGUAUCUUCUGGCAGAAAAUUUUCGUUACGCGUUUGGAAGUUUAUGGAAAAAAUGAUGAAGAAAUGCAUCCAAAAAUUCUAGUGCCAAGAGUGUGGACUAAUCCACGAAAUUUCAACUUUGAUCACGUUGGUAAUGCUAUGUUAGCUUUAUUCGAAACCCUGUCCUACAAAGGAUGGAAUGUGAUUCGUGAUAUUCUUUAUAGCAGACAAGGACCUGUAAGCAUA